AGAAUGUUCCUUCAAAUAUAGCUGUAUUUGCAAAAUCUUGAAGGGUUGAAUCAUUCGAGAUACAUGGUGCGGGCUUCUUUCGUGCCAAAAACGAAAGCCUUUCAAUUCCCAGAAAAUGUUCUCUCGUUCCCUUUCGGCUCUCUAGCCUUAUAAAUUAGCAGUGACAGAUCCUUGUCCUUUCCACGGAGUACUUUGGAUUUUGGAACCCUUGCAUCAAAAUAUCCUGUCCAAAGUCUUUCCAGAUCUGAAUCAUACCCCUAUAAACCAAUAACAGAAAACGCAAAAAUUAAGGAAGAUGGUGGUGGGUUUUAGUUUGCAGCCUGUAUUAGACUUGUUGGUUGCUGGGAUUUCUUUGGUUAUUGGGAUGGGGAUUUUCGCCUUCAUUGCUUCCAUUCUGUGCUCUGCUGCUUUCUUGCACAAUGCCAGGCUCGCCCAUUAAUCCCACCCACCGUCGAACUCAAGGCAAUAUCUCAAAACUGGAUCGGCCAACGUUUGAACCCCGUGCAAGAGCAGGACGCGGUCAAAGUAAUUAGUGAUUUGUAUAGGAAAGAAAGAGAGCUCGAUCAAAAUCUUGGUUCUCUGCACAACCCAAAUCCUUUAUCUUUCUGGGUUCAGCUUAUUUUCAAGCAAUCCAUCUGCUUGCACUUUUCCAGUACAGCAUUUUUAGUUUGUUCCUCUGGUCCUAGAUACCUCGUGCAGAAUUUAAGAAUGGCUGCCUUAACCAGAAUUGGUCUUGCUGGCCUUGCUGUCAUGGGGCAAAAUCUAGCCCUCAACAUUGCUGAGAAUGGAUUCCCAAUUUCUGUGUAUAAUCGGACCACCUCUAAAGUUGAUGAAACAGUAGAACGAGCCAUACGAGAAGGAAACCUUCCCUUAUAUGGUUUCCAUGACCCUGAAUCCUUUGUUCGUUCAAUCCAAAAACCUCGUGUCAUAAUCAUGCUUGUAAAGGCCGGGGCUCCAGUUGAUCAAACCAUCAAAACCCUCUCGGUUUACAUGGAGAAAGGAGACUGUAUCAUUGAUGGUGGUAAUGAGUGGUAUGAGAACACUGAGAGGAGGGAGAAAGCCAUGGCUGAACGGGGUUUACUUUAUCUUGGAAUGGGAGUUUCGGGUGGAGAAGAGGGUGCUCGCCAUGGGCCGUCUUUGAUGCCUGGAGGUUCCUUUGAGGCCUACAGGCACAUUGAAGAUAUCCUUCUUAAGGUGGCUGCCCAGGUUCCUGAUAGUGGACCGUGUGUUGCUUACAUUGGUAAAGGAGGAUCAGGGAACUUUGUCAAGAUGGUUCACAAUGGGAUUGAAUAUGGUGAUAUGCAGCUAAUUGCAGAGGCCUAUGAUGUUCUUAAAUCAGUUGGAAAGCUUUCGAAUGAGGAAUUAAGCCAUGUUUUCUCAGAAUGGAACAAGGGAGAGCUUUUGAGCUUCUUGAUUGAGAUUACUGCAGAUAUAUUUAAAAUCAAGGAUGACAAGGGAGAAGGUUAUCUAGUGGACAAGGUUUUGGAUAAAACUGGCAUGAAGGGUACUGGUAAAUGGACAGUUCAGCAAGCUGCCGAGUUGUCAAUUGCAACCCCUACCAUAGCAUCUUCUUUGGAUGCCAGGUUCCUUAGUGGUCUGAAGGAGGAAAGGGUUGAAGCAAGCAAAGUUUUCAAGUCAAGUGGCAUUGGCAAAGGUCUUACAGAUCAAGCAGUGGAUAAGGCAAAAUUGAUUGAUGAGGUGAGGCAAGCACUUUAUUCAUCCAAAAUAUGUAGCUAUGCCCAGGGAAUGAACUUGAUACGUGCAAAAAGCAUUGAAAAAGGUUGGGACUUGAAACUGGGGGAGCUUGCUAGGAUUUGGAAGGGCGGUUGCAUCAUCCGCGCCAUGUUUUUGGACCGCAUCAAGAAAGCCUAUGACAGAAACCCAGAUCUUGCCAACCUGCUUGUGGAUCCAGAGUUUGCAAAGGAGAUCAUCGAGCGACAGUCUGCUUGGCGAAGAGUUGUCUGCCUUGCUAUCAAUGCAGGUAUUAGUACUCCGGGUAUGUCCUCUAGUCUUGCUUAUUUUGACACAUUCAGGAGGGAGAGGCUGCCUGCUAAUUUGGUCCAAGCUCAAAGAGAUUACUUUGGAGCUCAUACAUAUGAGAGGAUUGACAUACGAGGAUCCUUCCAUACUGAAUGGUUCAGGAUUUCUAGACGGUCAAAGAUCUGACUGCAAGUGGUGGUCUACUGAUGGAAUCAUUGGAAUGUCGUCAGUAAUGUAACUACAUUUAUUGAGAGACUGGUAAAUUGGGAUAUCAUCCUACCAUCUGUUCAAGAAAGGUUUUAUCAAAUCCUUUCAACAUUCUGGAGAUAGUUCUUGUUGAUCUGUUUGUUGUGAUGAUCGUUCUUGAGCAAUUAAAUUUUGUAAUAUUAAUUAUGCAAUCCUACGUUAAAGGAUUAUUUUAACAUUGUUCCAUGUUUUGUAUGUUAAAAGGAUUAUUUACCAGAAGAACUGUCUCGAUGCUUUUUUCUC
Molecule: messenger RNA, 2469 nt
Organism: Juglans regia (Persian walnut)
Lineage: Eukaryota; Viridiplantae; Streptophyta; Magnoliopsida; Fagales; Juglandaceae
Product: 6-phosphogluconate dehydrogenase, decarboxylating 1-like
Exons: 3
Coding region: 709-2166 (485 amino acids)
Biological process (GO): pentose-phosphate shunt, oxidative branch; pentose-phosphate shunt
Cellular component (GO): cytosol
Molecular function (GO): NADP binding; phosphogluconate dehydrogenase (decarboxylating) activity
Source: RefSeq, a predicted model, not a curated record